Molecule: messenger RNA, 847 nt
Organism: Ictalurus punctatus (channel catfish)
Lineage: Eukaryota; Metazoa; Chordata; Actinopteri; Siluriformes; Ictaluridae
Gene: mrpl58
Product: mitochondrial ribosomal protein L58
Exons: 6
Coding region: 24-620 (198 amino acids)
Biological process (GO): mitochondrial translational termination
Cellular component (GO): mitochondrial large ribosomal subunit
Molecular function (GO): translation release factor activity
Source: RefSeq, a predicted model, not a curated record
UACGUACCUUCCUUUAAAUCAAUAUGGCGUCUCCCGUAAAAGCAUGUUGUUUAUGUUUCUCGCGAUCUGUACAGUUUGUAAACAGGACCGAACGGUCACGACAAAUAUUAUCUAAAUUAUAUUGCAAUACAUUUUUAAUUCGCCAUUUAGGCAGUUGCCAGAAGCUCCUGGCCAAGCAUUCGGAUAAUUCACAGGGUGAUCAGCCUGCUGACGUCCCAGUUGAUAAACUUAAAAUAACUUACAGUCGGAGCAGCGGACCAGGAGGUCAACACGUAAACAAAGUCAAUACAAAAGCAGAGGUUCGGUUUCAUGUCCAGACUGCAGAAUGGAUUCCAGAGGAGGUGAAAACCGAGAUCCUCUUAAAGUAUAAAACUCGGAUCAAUAAAGCUGGUGAGUUAAUAGUAACUUCAGAGGUUAGCAGAAGCCAACAGAGGAACUUGGAUGACUGUUUACAGAAGAUCUCUGAGAUCAUUACUGAAGCCAGUCAGCAACCACCAGAGCCAUCAGCAGAGGAUCUCACCCUGAGGGCUAAAAGGUUAGAGAAAAGAAAUUUAGCAAGGCUCAAACAGAAAAAGCUCCAUUCCUCAACGAAGCAAGCACGACAAGUUAAUUUUGACUGAGUUGCAGCUGUGAUUUUUUUAAAAUCUUUUGAAUAUAUUGUAUAUAUUAUACCUUUUUUUUGAAAAUUAUGAAUAUCCUGUGUCUGAUUUUUGAAUGAACUGAUGGAAGAAUUUUCUCCUAUUCCUACAUGUAUGUGAACCCCAAAGUGAUAUGUAUUUUUGCAAAGUAUUACUGUGCAUUAUGUAACUGUUUGGGUUAUAGUAAAUAAAUUGAAUUGUGAAAAUUG